UCUGUGUUCUCCAGCUGUCUAAAACCUACGGGAACAUAUUCCAAGUGUUUCUGGGUCCCAAAAAAACUGUGCUCUUAGUUGGAUACAAAACCGUCAAAGAAGCUCUUGUGAACCAUGCAGAAGAGUUCGGAGACAGAGAUAUUGGACCUGGAUUCAGGAUAAUGAAUGACGAGCAUGGGAUCCUAUUUUCUAAUGGAGAGAACUGGAAAGAGAUGCGACGCUUCGCUCUCAGCAACCUGCGGGACUUUGGGAUGGGCAAAAGAGGAAGUGAAGAGAAAAUCAUAGAGGAAAUUCAGUAUCUGAAAGGAGAGUUUGAUAAGUUUGAAGGAAAACCCUUCGACACGACACAGCCUGUGAACUACGCUGUGUCAAACAUCAUCUCAUCUAUCGUGUACGGCAGCAGAUUUGAAUACACAGACCCUCAAUUCACUGAAAUGGUCGACAGAGCAAACGAAAAUGUCCGGGUUGGUGGAUCAAUUUCUUUGUGGCUUUACAACAUAUUUCCAUGGUUGGGUCCGUUCCUGAAAAACAAAAGGAUUAUUGUAGACAAUAUUGUCCAAAGUAGACAACAGAUGACGAAGUUGAUCAAUGCACUUCAGGAGACUCUGAAUCCACACGAACGCAGAGGAUUUGUCGACUCCUUUCUCAUCCAGAAACAGAAAGAUGAGAAAUCCAGCAAGAAGGACUCAUAUUUUCAUGAGGAGAAUCUUAUGAUGUCGGUGACAAAUCUCUUUGUUGCUGGUACUGACACCACAGGAACGACUCUGCGCUGGGGUCUGAUGCUUAUGGCCAAAUAUCUUCAUAUACAGGAUCGAGUUCAGGAGGAGAUUGACAGAGUGAUCGGUGGACGUCAGCCAGUGGUGGAAGACAGAAAGAAAUUACCGUACACAGAUGCUGUGAUCCAUGAAACUCAAAGACUGGCCAACAUAGUACCCUUGAGUCUACCGCAUGUAACCAGCUGUGAUGUUACCUUCAAUGGAUACUUCAUCAAGAAAGGCACCACUGUAGUUCCUCUGCUGACGUCUGUUUUGAAGGAUCCAAGCGAAUGGGAAAAACCAAACAGCUUUUACCCAGAACACUUCCUUGAUGAGAAGGGGCAGUUCGUCAAAAGAGAUGCUUUCAUACCCUUUUCUGCAGGACGCAGGGUUUGUCUUGGAGAGAGUUUGGCCAGGAUGGAGCUCUUCCUGUUCUUCACCUCCCUUCUUCAGAGCUACCGCUUCUCAACUCCACCUGGAGUGUCUGGAGAUGAUCUGGAUCUCAAAGGAGUAGUAGGAAUAACUUUGAAUCCAUCCCCACAUAAGCUGUGUGCGAUAAGAUAUGAACAGUCAUUAAAAGGUUACAGAAACCAAACAUGUAUUUUUGAGUAAAUGUAUAUACUGUAUACUAAGCAAAGUUGAAAACAACCAUUUCUGACUUCUGUAAAACUCCUCAGAUAAAUAAAAAGUUGUAAUAGCCUAGGAACAAAACAUUUUGAGGCUAUUUGCCAGAUUAUAAUUUACAGAAUGUUGUUACUGAUUGUUCGGGGAAAUAAAAAGUUGUUAAAAUUUGGAUAUUAAAUUAAGCACAAUACUGACCUCUCACGAGGCAAAAUCGCGCUCUUUCACAGAGCAUGCACAGACAGUGGUCAUUUUAUUAUGACUAAUUUAGUCUUUUUCUGACAUAAUAAUGACUUUUAUACAGUCAGAAAGCAGCUUUUUAGAAUAAACAAAACACAGGUUUACGAAAGAAUAACAACUUUAUUUACUUUAUUGAAAUAUUUACUGGACUUCUUUGUUGACAAUUACAAUAUGUUUGCAUUAUUUGACAUCUGUCCAUUAAUUUAUUUGCUGUUGUUGUGGUGUAAACUGUAGUUUGCUGCUUUAUCCUCACAUUAUAGCAUUAAAAAAAAAAAAAAAAAAAAAAAAAAAAAAAA
This is a messenger RNA of Cyprinus carpio (common carp), 1912 nucleotides long. Its product is annotated as cytochrome P450 2K1-like. Gene Ontology annotation, biological process: xenobiotic metabolic process. Gene Ontology annotation, cellular component: cytoplasm; intracellular membrane-bounded organelle. The record is from RefSeq and is a predicted model, not a curated record. NCBI's taxonomy places the organism in Eukaryota, Metazoa, Chordata, Actinopteri, Cypriniformes, Cyprinidae. Gene Ontology annotation, molecular function: heme binding; oxidoreductase activity, acting on paired donors, with incorporation or reduction of molecular oxygen, reduced flavin or flavoprotein as one donor, and incorporation of one atom of oxygen; iron ion binding.